Messenger RNA from Centropristis striata (black sea bass), 4345 nucleotides. RefSeq names its product protein kinase containing Z-DNA binding domains (gene pkz). The record is from RefSeq and is a predicted model, not a curated record. Gene Ontology annotation, molecular function: protein kinase activity; ATP binding. The transcript is spliced from 34 exons. Gene Ontology annotation, biological process: protein phosphorylation. Lineage: Eukaryota; Metazoa; Chordata; Actinopteri; Perciformes; Serranidae.
UGAGUAAUGCUGAAGGUAAUAAAGUCAGUGGGCUGAAUUGAAACUGAAGCCAGACGAAAGAAGACGUGGAAGUAGUGUUACAGUUUAGACGAAAAGGAACAAUAUGGAGUAGUCUGACAAAUAUUUUCUGUUGUUAUUUCGGGAUUAUUAAUAAUGGACGUAGCGAAACUGAACGAGUAUGCACAGAAAAAUCGCUUAAUUCUGGCUUAUGAGGUUGAAUCUGUUGGUCUUGCUCAUCUGAAAACAUUUACCACCAGAGCAGUCCUGAAUGGCAAGGCGUAUCCUGAAGGUGUGGGGAACAACAAGAAGGAAGCCAAAGAGAAAGCAGCUGGAAAUGCCCUGAGAGCCUUGUUGGAGGAGCCAAAUGACUCUACUGGAGAUGUCGCAUCAAGUCAACAAGAAGCGGAACUGAAUCAAAGCGUGUCAGACGUCAGUGAUGGGAUAAGGAGCUUGAGUGUGACAUCUACAGGCGGAGGUUUAAAAGAGAUAAAUUAUAUAGGAAUGGUCAACCAAUACUGUCAGGAAAGGAGCCAAUCCCCUGCUUACGUUUUAGAGAAAAGGAUUGGUCCAGCACAUGACCCUCAGUUUUUCUACAAAUUAACAAUUGGCAAUAAGGUCUACCCUGUGAGUCAGGGUAAGAGUGCCAAGGAGGCCAAACAAAAUGCAGCUCAGCUGGCCUGGUCGGCUCUUCAAGGCUGGGACAGCAAGACUGGAGAUGGUGCUUCAGGUCAACAAGUAGAGGAACUGAAUCAAAGUGUGUCAGACAUCAGUGACGGCCUGAGGAGCUUGAGUGUGGCAUCUACAGGCGGAGAGACAAAUUAUAUCGGAAUGGUCAACCACUACUGCCAGAAAAAGAGCCAAUCCCCUGCUUACAUCUUAGAGAAAAAAAGUGGUCUGGCACAUGACCCUCAGUUUUUCUACAAAUUAACAAUCAACAAUAAGGUCUACCCUGUGGGUCAGGGUAAGAGUGCCAAGGAGGCCAAACAAAAUGCAGCUCAACUGGCCUGGUCUGCUCUUCAAGAACAGUCAGACUGGGACAGCAAGGUGUCCGUCAGAUCAACAGCAUCAGAAGAUGGUGAAACAUCGGUGUUGUCGACGUCUUCAGCUGCUCUGGACUCAUCACAAAGUACAUCAACAAGUGCAAGUGGCUCAAUAGUAUUCACGGAUUCAUCAAGCCCUUCCAAGGCUCAGAUUCCGUUAAGGUCAGCUGUGUCUGAAGAUAAUGCACCAUCCAAGUUGUCAAAUUCAAUGGAGUCUUCUGCAUCAUCACAAAGUAUGUCAACCAGUACAAGUGGCUCUGGAAUGUUCACUGAUUCAUCAAACUCUUCCAACGAUCAGCAUUCUGCCAAAGACAAGAACAUGGGGAAUAAUCAGAAUGAGACAUCCAUCCAAUCAAGGUUUACUUCAGACUUUGAUUCCAUAAAGCGUCUUGGCACUGGAACCUUUGGUGAUGUUUACAAAGCAAGAAAUAAACUGCUGGAGAAGUACUUUGCUGUAAAGAUUGUCUGCUGCGAAGAGAAAGCUCUUCGAGAGGUGAUGGCGUUAUCAGACCUUCUCCACCAUAACAUUGUCAGAUACUACACAGCUUGGAUGGAGGAUUCAGGAUACCAAGGCUAUACUGAGUCAGUUGACAGUUCAGUGAGCAGCUACGGCUCAUCCUGGUCCACAGAUAACUCAUCAGCAAAGCACCUCUAUAUUCAGAUGGAGUUAUGCAACAACAAAACACUUAAAAAGUGGAUUGAUGAAAAGAACAAAGAGCCAGACCCCAAGAGAAGAGAGGAAAGUCUGAGCAUUGCUCAUCAAAUUGUUAGUGGAGUGGAAUUUAUUCACUCCAAGAAGCACAUCCACAGGGACCUGAAGCCUGAGAACAUCCUGUUUGGACUGGAUGGAAAAGUGAAGAUUGGGGACUUUGGUCUGGUCACCACAGAUGAUGAUGCUUUGAUGGACAGAACAGAGGGAAAGGGAACUCCAUCCUACAUGGCUCCUGAACAGAGGGAGAGGACCUAUGACCGAAAAGUCGACAUAUUUCCCCUGGGGUUAAUAUACUUGGAACUUCUUUGGAAAGUUUCCACCGGACACGAAAGAGGAGUUGUUCUGAAGGAUGCCAGAGGUCAGACGCUACCCAAAGACUUUUCACAGAAAUUUCCCCAAGAGAACCUGAUCAUCAAGACAAUGCUGCAUCUGAAGCCAGAAGAGCGACCUGAAGCAAGUCAGCUGAAGGCGGAUCUGGAGAAGUGGGCUCAGAAAGUCAACGCACAAAAUGUGCGUCAGGAAAAUGCCACCAUCGUUUUACAAUUCUUCAUUAGAUUCUAUAUGAAUGCCGUGAUCAAUGGUCAACGCUUUCCCAUUGGUGUUGGGUAUACCAAAAAUCAGGCCAUGCAGAAUGCAGCUAAAGGUGCCCUGAGAAGUCUGAACGACAAGGAAAAUCAGAGACCAGUGACAGAAAAUGCUGCAAAAAAUCCUACAGCACCAGUUCAUCAGAAACGUGUGAAAAAAGGCAGUUUGUUCACUGAAUAUGGUCAGAAGGGCAGAGUCAAUGUGAAGGCUGUGCAAUCACCCAGACCAGAACCAAAUAAGGCUGCUCUCUUCAUGGUUGAUGAUGAGAAGCCAGCUGCCACUGGGAAAACAAAGGGGGAAGCCAAGGAGGAAGCAGCCUCAGACAUUUGUGGCAUUACAGAUGAGCUCUCCUGGUUAGCUAUAUCUGAUGAUGGUGCAGCUGCCAGACCAUCCAUACCACAAACUGCACUUUCAUCAGCUCUUCCCAAGAAUCAGGAACAAAACCCUGUUGUGAAGCCUAAAAUCCGAAUCUUCCAAGAUGCCCUUCAAAGCAGCACUGAGGAUGCAAUAAUUCCUGAAAAUCUGAAAAAAAGAAGCAGUCCCAGUGAGAACACAGCAAGCAAAUUACAAAUGUUCAGGUCUACAUCAGAAUUUGAUUGCAUAGAGCUCCUCGGCAAAGGAGCCUUUGGUCAUGUUUUUAAGGCCAAAGAAAAACUGACGGGAAUGCAUUAUGCUGUAAAGAUUGUCCUCUGUAAAGAGAUCAAAAAAGCUCUACGAGAGGUGCAGGCAUUAUCAGCCCUCGCUCACUGUAAUAUUGUUCGAUACCACACAAGUUGGAUUGAUGAGUCGGGACACCAGUGGGACAGCACAGAUGACAGUUGCAGUUCUACACAGUAAGCCACAACCACUUAUUUCAGUUGGCAGGGAUACUAAGUGAAGGUGUCUUUAUUUGUCAUUUUUCCCUUUUCUAGGUCCUCCAUCGAUAAUCCAUCAGUAAAGUACCUCUAUAUCCAGAUGGAGCUGUGUGACACCAGAACACUGAGAGUGGUGAUAGACGAGAAGAACAUGCAGAAUGUGAAGAAAUCUCCGCGAGACUCAAAGAGAAGAGAAGAAAGUCUAACUAUUACUAAGCAAAUAGUCAGCGGAGUGGAGUACAUUCACUUCUGGAAAUUAAUCCACAGAGACCUGAAGCCUGCCAACAUCAUGUUUGGCAAAGAUGGAGGAGUGAAGAUCGGAGACUUUGGUCUGGUCACUGAUGGGAACGAUGACGAUGCAGAGAACCUGGUGGAGAGAACGGUUUGCAAAGGAACCCCUUCAUACAUGGCUCCUGAGCAGAAGUGCCAGAGGAAUUAUGACCGAAAAGUUGACAUAUUUGCUUUGGGGUUGAUAUUCUUCGAACUUCUUUGGAAAAUUCCUACUGUUCACGAAAGGCUAAAGAUUUGGGAGUGCCUCAGAGAACAGAAAUUUCCUGAAGGGUUCCACGACAAGUUUCACCCGGAGUUUUUCAUAAUAAGGCCAAUGCUGUGUGAGAAGCCAGAAGAGCGACCCGAAGCAAGUCAGCUCAAGACAGACUUGGAAGAGUGCUCUCGUAGAACCAACACUCAGGAAAUUGUGCGUCGAGGCGUCAGAACCGUCUGAUUAUCAAAAAGGGAACAUGCUAAAUAUUGUGUGUUGUGCAAUGCAUGCCUGAAAAUUUUUAAAUAAUGUAUUUCUGUGUUUUUAUAUUACACCUGAUGGUGUUUUGCACAAAAAAGAUUGUGCAUUUGUAUGUCUUUUUUUAAAACUUUGUUAAUGAAAAUUUUUAAAUGAAUGAUUGAUGAAAAGUAUUUUAUAUGCUACUGCCAGUUGAUUUUAGAGUUGUGAAUGUGCCUCCAGCCACUAGAUGGUGACUCUGAGUAACUCUAGUACUUUUUGAGGCAUGAGUACUCGAAUAAGAACAUUUCUGUGGUUAUCCAUUUCUGUGGUUAUCCAUUUCAGUUACAAGAGAGAAAAAACCUGCUGAUAAACUGUAAAGAACAUGCUUUUGUUGUUGCUGUCAAGGAAUAAAAUCACUGCCAGUUUAACUACA